UCUAAACCCACAGUCGCCCCCACCAGGCUCAUCUAGCACUCUCAAAAGGGUCUUUGCAGCCCUUCAUCUUCUCUUCUGAAUUGCCCGGGUUUGGUCUCUGUCGCGCUUAUGCGUGCUGUUCAAACCACCUUCACCUCCCAGGACUAUAUCUCAGACCACCUGUGGAAGGCUUCAGUGAACUGAACUCCCCUCAGUAUCCCAUAUAUCUAACGACUCUCAAUUGUACACAAAUCUCCACUCAACAUGAUCUCGCAAUUCUUCAAGCCAUCCACUCUUCGGUCCGCGAACGUCCUGGGACAAGCGACAAAGACCCGCGUGCCCGCUCGCUGUCUUGCUACCGUUCACACUAGUAGUUCUACUCGUCAUGUCCCCUCUCCUCAUCGACGAGCUACCCCAAUCUCCACCGAACGAGCUACAUUUACCAUCAAGAAUGGACCAAUCUUCUCUGGCAAGUCCUUUGGUGCCAAAUCCAACAUCUCCGGCGAAGCUGUCUUCACAACCUCCCUCGUCGGAUAUCCCGAGUCUAUGACGGAUCCGUCCUACCGCGGCCAAAUUCUCGUUUUUACCCAGCCUUUGAUCGGGAACUACGGAGUACCGUCUUCCGCUAGGGAUGAAUUUGGAUUGCUUCGAUACUUCGAAUCUCCACAUAUCCAGGCUGCUGGCAUUGUUGUCCAGGAUUAUGCCAUGCAGCACAGCCAUUGGACUGCUGUUGAGAGCUUAGCCCAGUGGUGCGCUCGAGAGGGCGUUCCAGCCAUCUCUGGGGUGGAUACCCGGGCUAUUGUGACGUAUCUCCGGGAACAAGGUUCCUCGCUUGCUCGUGUCACCAUUGGAGAGGAGUACGAUGCCGAUGAAGACGAGGCUUUCAUUGACCCUGAGACAAUCAACCUUGUCCGCCGAGUGAGCACCAAGGCACCGUUCCACGUGAGCUCAUCCCUUGGCGACAUGCACGUGGCUUUGAUCGACUGCGGUGUGAAGGAGAACAUCCUCCGAAGCCUCGUCUCUCGAGGUGCGAGUGUGACGGCCUUCCCAUUCGAUUACCCCAUCCACAAGGUUGCCCACCACUUCGACGGUGUCUUCAUCUCCAACGGCCCGGGCGACCCAACUCAUUGCUCCGCGACUGUCUACAACCUCCGCAAGCUGAUGGAGGGCUCCCAGAUCCCAAUCAUGGGUAUUUGCAUGGGUCACCAGCUUCUUGCGCUGGCUUCAGGCGCCAAGACUGUGAAGCUGAAAUACGGAAACCGUGCCCACAACAUUCCUGCCCUUGAUCUUACGACCGGCAAAUGUCACAUCACCUCCCAGAACCACGGUUACGCUGUUGAUGCAACGACUCUCCCGGAAGACUGGAGGGAAUAUUUCACCAACCUCAACGACCAGUCCAACGAAGGACUGAUCCACAACUCUCGCCCCAUCUUCAGCGCCCAGUUUCAUCCGGAGGCGAAGGGUGGACCACUCGAUUCUGCGUACUUGUUUGACAAGUAUGUUGAGAGUGUGCAGAAGUAUAAGGAUCACCAGGCUAUGUUCUCCGACAGGAAUAACAAGCCUAGCCCGUUAUUAGUGGAUUUAUUGAGCAAGGAACGUGUUGGUGUGCAUCCAUCAUUGGAAGAGUUUAAGGGCCACGCUCCCGGAAAGAUUGAGGCAGAGGUAAUUGUCGAUACAGCGGGUACACCGCCGCCGCAGCCUAUUGCUGCUGCUGCUUAAAUCGCUUCCGGUGGAGUAAGAUGGUAAAUUGGCUGCAUGGAAUUGCACGGCUGUUGCCGUUGGUUCUGGGUUCCUUCUAGUGAUUUCUAACGAGUUUACUUUGGUACCUGUGUUUGCUCUGCGGUACUGUUUGCGGACCUUUUCAAAACAAACUGGAAUUUGUAGACUGGGUAUUAGUGUUUUGAGUUCGUAGCAAUGUCGUUAAUCUGAG
Lindgomyces ingoldianus is the source of this 1909-nucleotide messenger RNA. RefSeq names its product carbamoyl-phosphate synthase-like protein arginine-specific small chain. The coding region runs from base 244 to 1698 and encodes 484 amino acids. The record is from RefSeq and is a predicted model, not a curated record. Gene Ontology annotation, molecular function: carbamoyl-phosphate synthase (glutamine-hydrolyzing) activity. Gene Ontology annotation, biological process: L-arginine biosynthetic process; L-glutamine metabolic process; 'de novo' pyrimidine nucleobase biosynthetic process. The transcript has 4 exons. Gene Ontology annotation, cellular component: carbamoyl-phosphate synthase complex; cytoplasm. Lineage: Eukaryota; Fungi; Ascomycota; Dothideomycetes; Pleosporales; Lindgomycetaceae.